GUAUUUCCAGGCCUUUCUCGGGAAGUUUCACGGGCUUUCCUUCACUGCCAACUCUCGAUCUUUGCUGGAGAAUUCGAUACCCUUUCUCUCAAGUCUAGGCUGCUUGUCUCUUGGCUCUUUCAAUCGUUCCUUGCAAGUUGUAGUUUUGGAGAAUGGCGGAUUCAAUCGCUACCUCCGACGCACCGUCUUCUUCGUUCCAGUCGACUCCGCCUUCUCGCAUCAUCUGCCGAGUAUGCCAAAAGCAAUUCUCACAGUAUACUUGCCCUCGAUGUAAUACCCGGUAUUGUUCCCUUCACUGUUACAAGUCUCACAGUCUGCGCUGCACUGAAUCCUUCAUGAGAGAAAAUGUGGUGGAUGAGUUGCAGCAAUUGCGACCAGAUGAUGAGACUAAACAAAAGAUGUUAGAUAUACUCAAAAGGUUCCAUUCGGAAGAGGAGAUGGAUGAUAUGGAUGAAGAUGAUUCAACUUUGUCAGAGGAAACUAUUCACAAGGUUCUGUCUGGAUGGCAAAUCAGUUUUGAUGAUUUAUCUGCAGAAGAAAAGAAACGUUUUCAAAGAGCUGUGGCUUCUGGAGAGCUGAGCAAGUUGAUUGAACCAUGGGAACCAUGGUGGUUCAGGCCUUCUGCUAGAACUAUAUGUCUAAGUCGGGAAGGGACACCACUUGUUCAACCACUUGCCAAGCAAGAAACCAACGCCUCAGUCUUAGAUGAUCCAGAAACUGACCAACUGAAUGACAUUCCUCCAGGCCCUGAAUCUCCAUUACUCCCAGUCAGCAAGCUCAGCACAAAUGAGCCAUCUCCAUUAUUAGCUCUUCACUUACUAGACAUCAUAUAUAGCUAUUGUUUCGCGCUUCGCCUCUACAAUGGGGACUGGCAGUCAGAUCCCACAGGAUCAGCAAUGGUUGUGCUAAGUAUGUCUUCCGUUUUGGGUCAAGGUGGGCAGCCUGAGACUGUGUCUGAAGCCCUGUCCCAUUGCUUGCAGCAAACCUGUUCCCCAGCCUUCAGACACAUGGGUGGCCUGCAAUUUGGAUUGGGCCUUGUAGAUGAUGUUGUUACCCUACUCUUGCUUAGUGGUUCUGCUUUGAUCUGUUUGCUUUGUGACCUUCGUUGCCUGAUUCAAGCUUCAGAGCGGGAGCUAAAGUCCAAGAAAUCACAGAAGUCAAAGAGAGUAGAAAUAAAGAGUAAGCUGAAGCUUGCAGAGAGGAAGAUUUAUUUUAUCAUGUGUUGGGUCCAUGAGCAGCCUGGAGAUGCUUGGACUUCAUUGGCAGCCAUUGUCAAGGCAGAGAAGGCUUCUGCUAUGGAAUUCACUGGCAACAGAAAUAAGACUCCGAGAAUGGAGAAGAAAAUGGAAGCUGGGGUCAAGGCUCUGAUUGAGGAGGUUUGAUGAAGCACACUACCUCAGAUGAAUCUUCUUUUCUCCUGUAUCAGAGAAGUUUUUAACACGAUGUUCACUGCAUUAGAGUUAUUUUGUGGCCUUAUGCAAGGCUCAUAUGCCCAAGUUCUCUGAAUCCUAACUUGAUAUUGGAAGGGAGGACUCUUGGACUUGUACUAAAUUUUGUAUUGUAGUGAUAUCAAGAGAAGUGUGUUUGUAGAAAUGAUACUAGGUUGAUAACUUUUGGUUCAACUAAUAAAACAAAUUACAUAUUCAGUUUUUAUCUCA
Diospyros lotus (date-plum) is the source of this 1658-nucleotide messenger RNA. RefSeq lists its product as uncharacterized. The record is from RefSeq and is a predicted model, not a curated record. The coding region runs from base 153 to 1382 and encodes 409 amino acids. The transcript is spliced from 5 exons. Lineage: Eukaryota; Viridiplantae; Streptophyta; Magnoliopsida; Ericales; Ebenaceae.